AUGACUCUCGGUUUCAUGAUCUGGUCCAUCUGGGGCUUCAUCCUUGGCGGUGCCCUUCACCCGAUCCAAAGCAUAUUCCCGCUGUUCGUGGUCAUGUACGGCAUCUUCAUGGCAUUGGGCGAAAUGGGACCCGGUGUAUCUACCUUUCUCUGUGCGGCAGAGUCCUUUCCUACCCCUCUCCGGGGCCACUUUCUGGGGCUUGCCGCCGCUGUAGGCAAGGCUGGUGCUUCCAUUGGCACGGAAGUGUUCACUCCUAUCCAAAACUCAUUUGAUACUACUGCAGAGGGACAGCAGGCUCGACCGACUCGUGGCCCCGCAGUCCGCCGCAAUGGCACACUCCAGUCUUGUGAACCAUGUCGCAAAUCGAAGCUGCGGUGCGACCACGCAAGGCCAGUGUGUGGCAGAUGUAUAGCGAAGAAGAUCACUGCACGGUGUUUCUACCAUCCAGCUCCAAUGACAAAGGGGGUGGUCUCAAAUCGGACCAGUCCAAUCGGAGCGUCACGGGGCCUAACCGUUCAACCAAGAUCAAAUGUUUCGAGCCCAACAUUGGCUACGGAAAGUACUCGCCUCAGUGCAAACCUAGAGCCAACCCCUGAAUUGCCUGGAUACUUAGGGGCGACUAGUUAUUCUGCCGUUCUCACGGAGCAUCGCAGUGAUCUCCCCUUCGAUAUGGACAGCAGUAAGGUGGCAAGCCCUUCUGCUAGAUUCGUUGACCCAGACCGUUUAAGAGCUGGACUGGAGCUGUUGAAGCUCAUUUAUGAUUUGCCUAUUUACGAUGUUUUGAUCCGGAAAUUAUACUCCCGAAAAGCAAUCGUGGUAGUCCCGAUUACCGUCAUUGAGGCCGUUAUUGAAACGCUCCGAACUACCUUUGAGGGUUUAGACCUCAGCAGCGACAUUGAUGCCCAGUUCCAGGCUUUAGUCUACCAAAUAUCUCAAAAUACAUCCAGACCACUAACCCCGCAUCGUUCGAUGACCGUCCAUGAGUAUUGCGCUUCGUUCACCGGCAAAAAUCUUCGAUGGGAGGCUCUUGGGGCCGUCUUGACCAUCUCCGGAAUAUCCCUAAUGUCCACAUCUGAUAAUGACCCAGACCUAGUCCAAGCAGCACCUAGCAAUGAAGCCCGCGAGAGACUGCGUGCUCAAAUCGUGGAGGCAAGCAGUGUCUGUCUCAGCUUUUGUGACCAGGCAUCUUCAAUCAACGAGUUAUUGGGCUUUGCUCAGUAUAAUGAUGUGAUGUUGAAAACUCAACAUUAUGGUGAUACAAGCUAUCAGGCCUGGCGCCGACUGGGAGACUUGUCAGCGACUGUGUACGCUGCCGGCUUCCACCAGGAAAGUUCGCAAGUGGACGAUUGCCCCUUUUUUCUCCGGCAAUGGAGAAGAAUAUGCUUUGCUUCCGCCUUUUAUGCAGACAAGGCAAUAGCCACGUUUGUGGGGCGGCCACCGCUAAUCAAUUAUCGUUACUGCACGCUGACACCCCCUAUGGAUUUGCAUGAGGACACACUGGUGGCAGGUGAUGAAAGCCUCACUCAAGAAAUUUCGAGUCUGAGCAUGGAAGGCUGGAAUACCCAGAGGCCAAAUUACAGGGUGGGCAUGAUACGUCUUCGAUUCAUCUUCUCGGUGUAUAGGGAUCAGGCGCUUGAGUUGGCGUUGGGAACACAUGACGACUGGGAUUUCGUUGAAAAGUCCAAUAAAAUUAUCGAGAAAGCGCGAGCCACGUUGGAAGCGGCCCCGUCCUUUAUACGAUACGAUGUCCAAGGACAAGACGAGGAUGCGGAAUCAUAUGCAUCGUCUUUCCCCAGUCUCCACAUAUACCUGGAUUACCUCUACACCAUCUUCCUCCUCCAGCGAGCCCUGGUGAAACGCACAAAUACAGGCCAAGAGGCGUUGAUUGAUACGUCAAGACAGGCUCUAUCCAUCGUUAUCAGGAUCGGCUCCGAGUGUGAGCAGUCCAUGGACUUGAACAGGCAUUUCUCCUGGAUUAUCCUGUACUAUGGAGUUCCCAGCGCUAGUGUUCUGACGCUUGAGCUUCUUCACCAGACCCAGGGAAUCAGGCCGCACUCUAUUGCGUUGCCUCGCGCGGAAAUCAUUCGCAAUUUGAGUGUAUUUCUGUCAUGUCUGUCGUGGGUCCCGCGUCCGACCUAUGGUAAUUACCAGACCUGCAAAGAAGCCGAGAAGAAAUUGUCCCAUAUCCUCGACCAAAUUAUCGACCCACAGCCUAUUCAACGAGAUGCCUUCAACGACGUGACCUCUGGCCUGGAUAACUUUCUGGACUGGUACAAUCCUAGCACCUGGGACUUCAACGCCGAAUAUCCGCCCUCCACGGACGGCUUUGGUCUUUCAAGGAAUUAG
Molecule: messenger RNA, 2346 nt
Organism: Aspergillus alliaceus
Lineage: Eukaryota; Fungi; Ascomycota; Eurotiomycetes; Eurotiales; Aspergillaceae
Product: putative C6 transcription factor
Exons: 6
Coding region: 1-2346 (781 amino acids)
Biological process (GO): regulation of DNA-templated transcription; DNA-templated transcription
Cellular component (GO): nucleus
Molecular function (GO): DNA-binding transcription factor activity, RNA polymerase II-specific; zinc ion binding; DNA binding
Source: RefSeq, a predicted model, not a curated record